Molecule: messenger RNA, 1443 nt
Organism: Dendronephthya gigantea
Lineage: Eukaryota; Metazoa; Cnidaria; Anthozoa; Malacalcyonacea; Nephtheidae
Exons: 6
Coding region: 4-1110 (368 amino acids)
Molecular function (GO): zinc ion binding; metalloendopeptidase activity
Source: RefSeq, a predicted model, not a curated record
UGCAUGCCGGCCGUUAUUGGCGUUAUUGCCGCACAAGAAAACAUCAAACAUUAUCCAGCAAGAAUAAAAUAUUUUACCAAGACAUGGAUAAGAGAAACGUUUCCGCUAUCUUCAUCUAUUGUACUCGUCGUCGUUAUCAUGAUCGAGUCCUGUGUUUUGUCCGAAAUUGUUGACAAAGACUCCUUCUCCGGUGCUCAGCUAAUGAUGGUUGGAAAAGAUAGCGCUGUUAUUGGACAUGUUCUGGAGACUUAUAAUGUUCACGACUUUCAUCAAUGUGGUCUAUUGUGUGCAUCUAAUCCUAAAUGCAAAGCCAUCAAUUACGAGCAUUCGGCUGUCAACAGUCCGUUGCAGAAGUGUGAGUUGAAUGACGCAACUAAGUCGGAAAGACCUCCAGAGUUUUAUAUUUAUCGUAAAGGAUUUUCCUAUUACGAGAUGGUAACUGAUUCAAAGCCACGCCCACAGACACACAGUAAUGAAAUUGGAAAGAAGCUCAAUUUAAAUUGUCCCGAUCAGUAUGAUGGAGCAAGUUGUCAAAUAUUUUAUCCAAAGACCUGCAAAGAUUAUCAAACUACGUUUGGCUACCGUCAUGACGGUGAAUACCGUAUUUAUUUGGAUUGGCCAGAAUGUACACAUGCAGCUGUAAUUUAUUGCGCAAACAUGGGAAGUACUCCUUUGGAAUAUAUCUCCUUGACUGAACAUGAAAACAAUUAUGCUGGAAGUCAUAAAAAAAAUAAGAUGAGAGAAGAAAAGACAUACUUCAAAAAAAUUAGAAUCGUAUUGCCUGAAAAAAGUGUCAAGGGAGACGACUAUUUCUUCACCACUACAAAUUACCCUGGAUCCGCUAAGACACCCUACGCCAGCGCGAGCGAUUGUUAUUCAUAUUCCUGCAGUGUUGACAAUAGAAAAGGAAGUUUCAAAGUGGAUUUGACUGGAACUAGCUUUCAUUUGCCCAACGCUAUUGCCUACGGCUUCAACUCGUACCCAAGCUGCGUGAAAAAAGUUUAUGCGGCUUCGAUGAGCAGUGACAACUUACGUUGGUCUGGAAAGUGUGGAGGUUACUGUGGAGAAUGUUCGCCGAAAUCCUUCAGUUUGUUGUUGAAUGGCUGCUAAUCCUGAUGUCUAUCUGAAGUGAACUAGUAUAAUAGUUUAUUCACAAAUUGCAAGCUAAAAUGGUGAAAAGAUUUGCGCUUGGAUAUAUAUGGUUAAUUGCACCACAUUACACUGCUGGUCGACCUCUUUAAAAUCCACCAUCUCAGAUGCAUUCUUUUUCACCAAUAUAUAACUAAUUGAAACAUCCGAAAAUUCGUUAUUUAAACCACAAUUUUGGCUGUAGCUAUUUAUCCCAUUUAACGGAAUAAACUUGCAUGGUCGAAAAUCACGAGUGAAAGCAACUUGAAAAUGGUCAUAUCAACAAUCAGUUUUUACAUGUUACGAAUAUAAUUA